AUGCAUAUCAAGGAUCUUCUGGCCGAGACCAAAAGGUCGGGCAAGCCCUCCUUUUCCUUCGAAUACUUUCCGCCCAAGACCGCUCAGGGUGUCCAGAACCUGUACGACCGUGUGGACCGCAUGUACAAUUUUGGACCCCAGUUCAUCGAUAUUACCUGGGGUGCCGGAGGCCGCAUUGCCGAGCUCACCUGCGAGAUGGUCCUUCAAGCCCAGGCGGUGUACGGUCUUGAGACCUGUAUGCACUUGACCUGCACUGACAUGGGCAUGGAAAAGGUCAAUGAUGCGCUGCGCAAGGCCUACAAGGCCGGCUGCACCAAUAUUCUUGCUCUCCGCGGCGAUCCCCCUCGUGCUCAAGAGAAGUGGACCGCCACCGAGGACGGCUUUCAAUAUGCCUGCGAUCUUGUUAGACACAUCCGUGCAACCUACGGCGACCACUUCGAUAUCGGUGUUGCCGGUUACCCCGAGGGCUGCGACGACAACGAUAACGAAGAUGAGCUGAUUGAGCAUCUCAAGUACAAAGUCGACCUCGGCGGCACCUUUAUUGUCACCCAGAUGUUUUACGACGUUGAAAACUUCAUCCGCUGGGUAGGCAAGGUCCGCGCCGCCGGCAUCACAGUCCCAAUUCUUCCUGGCAUCAUGCCCAUUGCCACCUACGCCAGCUUCCUCCGCCGAUGCAAGCACACGGGCUGCAAAAUUCCCCAGAGCUGGCUAGACCUCCUAGAACCUGUCAAAAACGACGAUGUCGCCGUCCGUGAGGUGGGCAAAAAGCUGGUUGUCGACAUGUGCCGCAAACUCAUGGCUGCUGACAUCCACCACAUGCAUUUUUACACGAUGAACCUUGCCCAAGCCACCCGCAUGGUUCUCGAGGAGCUCAACUGGACUCCAUCCGCUGAGCGACCUUUGCAGCAGGCCCUGCCUUGGAAACCUUCCAAGGGCUUCGGCCGUCGUGAUGAGGACGUCCGCCCCAUCUUCUGGCGCAACCGUAACAAGUCGUACGUCUUACGUACUCAAGAUUGGGAUGAGUUCCCUAACGGCCGCUGGGGUGACUCCCGGUCUCCCGCUUUUGGCGAGCUCGACGCUUAUGGUAUCGGUCUCACCGGCACAAACGAAGCCAACCGCCUCAAGUGGGGUGAACCCAAGUCGCUCCGUGACAUUGCCAAUACCUUUGUCCGCUACCUCAACCAGGAAAUUGACUCUCUGCCCUGGAGUGAGGCGCCUCUUACCAGCGAAGCCGACUCCAUCAAAUCUGCCUUGAUCGAGCUCAACCAGCGCGGUUUCUUGACCAUCAACUCGCAACCCGCCGUUGAUGGUGUCAAGUCGUCUCACCCUGUCCAUGGUUGGGGACCUGCCAACGGUUACGUCUACCAAAAGGGCUACAUUGAGCUGCUCGUCUCUCCCAAGAUAGUCGACCAGGUGAUUCAACUCGUCAACACCAACCCUUCCCUCACCUACUACGCCGUGACCAAGAAUGGUAACCUAAAGACCAAUGCGCCCUCUGAUGGCCCGAAUGCCGUUACCUGGGGCGUCUUUCCCGGAAAGGAGAUUGUUCAACCAACCAUUGUUGAGAGUAUCAGCUUCCUAGCCUGGCGUGAUGAGGCUUUCCGCCUGGGUGUCGACUGGGCUCACUGCUUCGACGCCAAAUCGCCCAGCCGCGUCCUCGUCGAGAGUGUCAUGGAGAAUUGGUACCUUCUCAAUAUCGUGAACAACGAUUUCCACGAUAAUACCACCAUCUUUGAGCUCUUCAGGGAUCUCAAGGUCGAUGGUCUCGAUACUCCUAUUGCUGUCGAGGCCGAGGCUCCUGUUGCUGCUGAGGCGGAGAAGCCCGCCGCCACGCAGGCUGAGGCCGUCGCAUAG
Beauveria bassiana ARSEF 2860 is the source of this 1854-nucleotide messenger RNA. RefSeq names its product methylenetetrahydrofolate reductase. The coding region runs from base 1 to 1854 and encodes 617 amino acids. Gene Ontology annotation, biological process: tetrahydrofolate interconversion. Gene Ontology annotation, cellular component: cytosol. Gene Ontology annotation, molecular function: FAD binding; methylenetetrahydrofolate reductase [NAD(P)H] activity. NCBI's taxonomy places the organism in Eukaryota, Fungi, Ascomycota, Sordariomycetes, Hypocreales, Cordycipitaceae. The transcript has a single exon. The record is from RefSeq and is a predicted model, not a curated record.